AUGUCUAUAGGGGCUUGGAAUGUUAGGGGUUUGAAUAAAGCUGUUAAGCAGAAGGAGGUUAUUGAUGUUAUUAGAAGUAAUAACCUUGGUAUUUGUGCUAUGGUGGAAUCUCAUGUCCAGGUCUUAAAUCUUAAGAAUGUUUGUGUUAAGACCUUUGUUCAAUGGGAUUGGGUUUCUAAUAAUAAUAGUUGUGAGGUUGGAACUAGAAUUAUAGUGGGUUGGAAUCCUAGACUUUAUGAUGUGAUGCUGAUUUCUCAGUCCAAGCAAGUUAUCCACUGUAAUGUUAAAUUUUGUGAUUCUGAUUAUUGCAUGUAUUUGUCAUUUAUAUAUGUUGCUUCGAAUUAUCUUGAGAGAAGAUUGCUAUGGGAUAAUUUGAAGAAACAUAGCUUGGUUGUUAAGAAGGAAGCUUGGGGAAUAUUAGGUGAUUUUAAUGUUGCUUUAAAGCCAUCAGAAUAUUCUGAAGGCUGUUCUAAAACACCCAAAGGAGUUGAAGAUUUUAUUGAUUGUUUAAAUUUUAUUGAAGUUGAGGACCUGAAUACUUCUGGAUUUCAGUUUACUUGGAACAAAACUCCUGCUGGGAAUAAGGGUCUUUUGAAGAAGUUAGAUAGGGUUAUGGCCAAUAUGAAAUUUAUUUCGGAUCAUCCUUUAGCCCAUGCUAUUUUUAAACCUUAUAGAAAUUCGGAUCAUUGUCCUGCUAUCUUAAAUAUUCCUGGUGGCAAAGUGAAAUGGAAACCUUCUUUUAGGUUUGCUAAUUUUAUCACUGAGAAGGAGGAGUUUUUGCCUUUUAUCAAGGAAAUUUGGGAUGUAAAUAUUGAUGGUUUUUUUACGUUCAAAGUGUGUCAAAAGUUGAAGAUUCUUAAAAAACACUGUAGGAAGCUUUGCAAUAAGCAUUGGGGUGCUGGGAAGAGAAUUCAACAGUUAAGAAGAGAGUUGGAAUGUAAACAAUAUGAAAUUGAUCUUAAUCCGUUUGAUUGUAAGAUCAGGGAGGAGCAUGCUAAUAUUCUCUUUGAUUUUAAUGUUGCUUGUAAUGAUGAAAAAAACUUCUUUUCCAGCGAGCUAAGAUUAAGUGGUUACAGGAAGGGGACAAUAAUUCUAAGUUUUUUCAUAGAAUUGUGA
Lactuca sativa (garden lettuce) is the source of this 1116-nucleotide messenger RNA. RefSeq lists its product as uncharacterized. NCBI's taxonomy places the organism in Eukaryota, Viridiplantae, Streptophyta, Magnoliopsida, Asterales, Asteraceae. The record is from RefSeq and is a predicted model, not a curated record.